UUAAACCCUUUUUUAGUAUCUUCUUCGCAUUCUAUAAUUCUCUCUUUUGGGGGUUCAGUUGGAAACACAGAAAGCCAAAUUAGUCAGAGAUUUUUCACUCUCCGCUAUGGCUAUCGAUGGAGAACAGUCGCACCAAUCUCAGAGAUCACGUCAAUCUGGUCCUACCGCCAAGAAAAAAUCAAAGUCCAAUGAGAGAAAGAAGGGCGUUUCCCACGAAAACAAUAAGCAACAUAAUCCCAAGAAAAAAUUAAAUGGAAUCGUUGAAGGACAACAUGAUGGCUAUUAGCUCUGAUGAGUUUGAGAAUAAUAUCAUGGCUGAUGCUGAGGAAUUUUCUCCAGCUAUUCAACAACAGGACAGUGGGACUCACAAGGUUCCAGAGGACGACUUCAAAGCUGUUGCUUAUAAGCAGGAAUGGAAUGAAGUAUCAAAAUUACCUGCAGACUACAUUAGGAGAGAAGACAUGGAGAUCAAAGAUGUGGCUAUGAAACAUGUAUUGCCUUUCCUUCCUGGUAAAUCAUUGAUGAAGUUUCGGGCAGUGUCCAAUGAAUGGAAUCAUUGGAUAGUUUGUCCGUUAUUAGCAUACCAGCAAAGCACUUCAUUCCAGAAACUUUCAGGCUACUUUUAUCAAGUUGUGGAUGUGGAUUUCCAAUCUGAUCCUAAUUUCUUGUCUCUGGACCAUUCUGCGAAUGGUAUCCCCAAUCCUUCCCUGGGUUUCUUGCCUGAAAGGAUUAAAGUUCUCAGUUCUAGCAGCGGGUUGCUCCUUUGCCAGGGGUUGGAGAGUUAUUACGUUUGCAAUCCUCUGACCGAAGAUUGGAAACGUAUCCCUCCUCAUCAAUAUUAUCACGGAUCUGAUCCAGCUGUCAUUCUUGCGUUUGAUCCUCAGGGUAAUAUUGAAUCGUAUUUUCACCUUGUCGCUGCUGUCCCUCUUCUUGAUCAACCAGUUGUGUUCUUUGAGAUUUACUCGUCUCAAUCAAAUUCCUGGAGUCGCUCUUCUUCAGAGUGUCUUGAGUUGGAAGAUACAACUCUUGUUGGUGGGGGAUUAUAUAUGAAGGGGAUGGCGUACUGGAGUACAACAUCAAAUGGUGUGCUAGCAUUUGAUGUGAAAAAUGAGGUCGCUGCAGUUCUACGUGUGCCUAUUCCACCUGGGAGAUAUGGUGCCUUGACUCAGGUAAAGGAUGAGCUAUCCUAUGUAACUGUUUACAACGAUUGUGGGGAUGUUUUUAUGUUAGAUAUAUACGGAGGAAUGGACAUGAGUCUGAAUCACAGUGUCUGCAUAAAUCUUGGACACAAGAAGUCUUGCCAAACACUGGAGGAAGAUCCCUUUAUUGACAAUGGUACUGUGUUGUGCAGCGUAUUACCCUGCAUAAACAGUGGUGAUGACAUUGUGGUGAUCUGCACAACUGAAAGGAUAUAUCUUUAUUACCUGAGUGGGCAGAAGGUUGAGACUUUUAUGACUCCAGGACAGCUAAAUCCGAAGAGAAGAUUCAUACCUUACACAAACAGCCUCGCUGCGAUACAUGAGCUGAAGAACUAGCUGUUGCUGUCAAGUAGAAUUCUCAUGUCCUUCCAUCAGAACUCCUUGAACAUUUUGCUUCUUCUUUUGUUUUUUAUUUGACUUGGAUUGCAGAUUAAGUUGUUUGAAUAGCUUUGUGUUUUUGUUAUAGACAUGUUUUGGAUUGCCAAUAGUUAUUGCGAGGUUUUAGUUGUCAGUUCCUUUCUACUGCUACUGUUUAUAUUUGACGAUGGAAUGUGACGUAUGAUUAGCUUUA
Messenger RNA from Solanum tuberosum (potato), 1770 nucleotides. RefSeq lists its product as uncharacterized. The record is from RefSeq and is a predicted model, not a curated record. NCBI's taxonomy places the organism in Eukaryota, Viridiplantae, Streptophyta, Magnoliopsida, Solanales, Solanaceae. The coding region runs from base 252 to 1535 and encodes 427 amino acids. The transcript has 3 exons.